AUCAAGCAAACCGCACACCAGCGUUUUAGCCAACAAAAAGCAACCGAGGCCAACCAAAGAGGGGCGGAUUAGCAAAGAUGGGGUGCGCGAUGAGCCGUCUCGUCAAGGCUACGAUCGCCGUAGUUAUCCUGGCGAUGCUAUUCAUGCCCGCUGCCAUGGCGGCAACCGUCGCGAGCUUUGACGCCACCCAGAGCCAGCGGAUACCGCUACCGGACGGAUCCGUUAGAGGACCAGAGAGCGUUGCGUUCGACGGCAAAGGCCAGGGUCCGUACAGCAGCGUUUCCGACGGCCGUGUCCUGAAGUGGAACGGCGACGAGCUCGGCUGGACAACAUACACCUCCAGCCCGGACUACAACAGCGAUGCCUGCAGGUUUGCCAAGCUCCGUCCGGCGACCAACCCGGAGACCCUCUGCGGCAGGCCGCUCGGCCUGCAAUUCCAUCACAAGUCCGGGAAUCUAUACGUGGCGGACGCCUACAAGGGGCUCAUGCGAGUCGGACCUGGUGGAGGGGAGGCCACGGUGCUGGUCAGCGAGAUUGAUGGUCUACCUCUCCGCUUCACCAACGGGAUUGAUAUCGACCAGAUCACCGGCCAAGUCUAUUUCACAGAUAGUUCCAUGAACUACGACAGGUCGCAGCACGAACUGGUUACAAACACGCACGACGCAACAGGCCGUCUAUUGGUGUACGAUCCCCAAACGGGAGAUGUCCAGGUUCUCCAAGCUGGCUUGGCAUACCCAAACGGCGUUGCUAUUAGCUACGACCGGACACACCUCGUGGUCGCGUCUACUGGACCGUGCAAGUUACUUCGGCACUGGAUCGAAGGCUCCAAGGCAGGCACAACAGAGCCCUUUGCCGACCUUCCGGGAUACCCUGAUAAUGUGAGGCCGGAUAGGAAAGGUGGGUACUGGGUGGCGUUACACGGCGAGAAGAAUGAGUGGCCUUUUGGCGUUGACAACCAUCUGCUCGCUGUGAGGGUUGGACGCGACGGGAAGAUAGUUGAAGAGAUGAGAGGCCCCAAAAGAGUUAAACCAUCCGAGAUAAUGGAGAGAGCCGAUGGCAAAUUAUACAUAGGAACCAUGGAUGGGCCGUACGUCGGUGUAGCUACACGGACAUAGGAGUUGGCUGUCUAUAAUUCUACAUUGCUUCGGUCAAGCUAUCUGCCUUAUGUUGGUUUAGUAGUUAUUAGCAAAUAGGACUUUUCAUCACUAUCUACGUUUUGUUCCUAGGCGUAUUUUUAGCUUUUCUUAUGUGUAAUGCUCACCUUUCUUAGGCAUAUUUUUAAAGCCCUUUUCUUAUGUGUAAUGC
This is a messenger RNA of Lolium perenne, 1305 nucleotides long. RefSeq names its product protein STRICTOSIDINE SYNTHASE-LIKE 10-like. The record is from RefSeq and is a predicted model, not a curated record. NCBI's taxonomy places the organism in Eukaryota, Viridiplantae, Streptophyta, Magnoliopsida, Poales, Poaceae. Gene Ontology annotation, molecular function: hydrolase activity. Gene Ontology annotation, cellular component: endomembrane system.